Messenger RNA from Linepithema humile (Argentine ant), 2776 nucleotides. The record is from RefSeq and is a predicted model, not a curated record. NCBI's taxonomy places the organism in Eukaryota, Metazoa, Arthropoda, Insecta, Hymenoptera, Formicidae.
UUGUUUCACAUACUGUUAUCGUUGCCAGCGAGGGACACCAUACAUGCCAUACGUGAAUUUCUGCAUAGUACCACAAGCAAGUCAGGAAGAUCGACUUCACUCGUUCAAAAGCUAUUCUGAUGUAGCGAUGUUUCAUUAUACUGUUCCAAAAGAAGUAGAACAAGCUACAUGGCAAUUUGCUGCAUUCAUGGAUAAUCCUAUAUGCCAACCACGGAAAGUUUAUAUACACUUGAAAUUUGGUAGUUAUCCAAUAAUAUCUACAAAUAACAGAACGUUUUUAACAAAUAUGUAUGUUACACAUGAUGAUAGUAUCAUAGUCACUGCUACUACAAUUUACGAACAAAAUAACGCAACCAUUGUUCCGAUUUAUGGACCGCAGUCCGGUGAUUGGUUCGUAGCAGCUUAUAUGUCUUAUUGGAACGAGAGGAUACAACAACAGGGUUUCGGACACAAAUGUCAAUACAGUAUAGGUACAAUAGCAUUAUGGUCACAAAAAGAUAAUAUCGAGAGUAUUUCCGUUGGUUAUAAGAUGAUAUUGCGGACAAGUGCAAGGGAAUCAUAUUACAAAAUAUAUAUUCCGUCAGGAAUAUGGAACUUCCGUUUAUCAGUCUGGAAUUGCACUUUUGUGUUACACAACUUGUACGAUAUUCGCAAGCCUUGUAUCGAAGCUAUAUCUUUAAAAGGACGUAUUUUACCAAUAUUUAACUAUUCUCAUCCCAUGGAAUUCAAAAAUCUGACCACAAAUGCUAGUUACACUUUCACAGAAUUUUCUCCUUAUGAAGAUAGCUAUUACUAUUUAUUGAUUGUCUCAAGCAGCGUUAUAGAAUUUAACGUCAAGGUUCAAGUUUCAGAAUGUCCAAUUAGAUUGACUAAUAAAUCUUUUAUGAGAGAAUCCACCGAUACUGCAUUGAGUCUUAAUUCAGCAAGGGAAUUAAAUAUUAAUGAAUAUAAAUGGUAUUAUAAAGGGAACAAUAUUAGUAGAUCUUAUAACAAAAUAUUUUAUCGGAGAAAUGAGGAACAUGAGACUGAUAAUUCAUGUAUGCCAAGACAUCAAUUGGUUCGUGUUAAACACGCAGAGACAUUUUCAGCUACCUAUCUCUUACAGGAAAAAGAAUGGUUAAGUUCACGAUUAGUGCUAAUCGGUUCAAUCCCUGUAAUGACGCAAUUUGAUAUUUUGCCAUUAAUAGAUAUUGGUGGCACACUGGAUGUUAGUGUACAUUUGGAAAUAGACAAGUUUCAGAAGUGGAAUACGCGUGCCCUAAGAAAAACGCGUCCUGUGUUACGUGUACGAGGAACAAUUGUUCUCUGCGUGAAAGCAAGUACGCGACGAAUUAAUACCUUGCGAGUAACCGUUUGCUGUGUGGUACGAGUGAUUCUGUUCGUGAUUGUCGAUAAAAUAGUGAACGUAAUGAAUCCUUCGGCCUGCAGUAUCGCGCAAUUGAAGGAAUUUCUGCGAGAAAGGAACCUUCCAACAACGGAUAACAAGACCGAUUUAAUAUUGCGGCUGAAGGAAAACGACCCGGGUAUGUGGGAGGAUGAGCGUCAGGACACCAGUGCAGAAGGACCACAAGAUCUCGACGACGUUACAAACGCAGAAAUGCAAAGAAGUGUGACGCGUGAGGAAGACUCUGUCGUAAACCGCGAGUUCGAACUCAUUAGACGCGAAAGAGAUCUGCUUCGGCGUGAACUUGAGUUAGUAAGACGCGAAGUCGAGCUGAGGGCCGAUACGUCGGUUGCCAGUGUUAGAAGCCCUGUCAUAAGUGAGAGUGGGACCAACAACGUGAAGGGACUCAAGGAUCUGCUGAAUGAAUUCGAAUUGUGGAGUCUCGCGGGUUGCUGUCUCCACGCGAGGAGCAACACCAGGACUCUUUGCUCCCUCGGCCGGGCUAUCGCCCUUGUGACGGCGCUCGAAAAGCGUCACGUAACAGUUAUCGACGGAGUACCCGAUCCAUGGUUACGUGACCAAGCAAGGCUACAACGAUUCAAAGAUGCGGCUGACUUAGUAGAAGCGUUCGAGAACGUUACUUUGAGAAGCCAGAUGAAAACCGAACGAAAUUCCGUGGGAACCAGCCAGCAGAGGCCUAAGAAAGAGACGAAACUGGCUACAUCUGAGCGUACCGAACUGAACCUAACGUCGAGAGGAUUGAGGUGUUUCAACUGCAAGGAGAAGGGACAUCGUAUGGCAAAUUGUACGAAACCGCGUGGUGCUACGAACAAAGUUGUGGACGAUCGAGCUAGUGACUCGGCGGAAGAAUCAAGUAAGGCGUCGGUUGAAAUGAAUCUCACUCAACCGUCUGUCGGAAUCGAGCCAUUUACGGUACCCGUAUCUUAUACUGUUUUGCAUAACAAAGGUAAUACGGACCUAUUUUCUUGUACAGUGAUUAUCGAUACCAGGUCACCGAUAAGCUUAAUCAAACCGGACUACGUGCCUGUUAAUUGUCGCACUCCCGUCGCGAAAGAUGACUUCCGAUUUAAUGGCAUCAAUGAUUCAAAUCGAAAUAUUAGGAUUCAAUUUUUCGUUGUGCCAGAUAGGACGAUAAACGGUACUGCGUUAUUAGGCAGAGAUUUUACUUCCGAUCCGGCGGUAAAGGUAGUAAUUGAACAAACACUUAAAAUUUUGCAGAACCAGACCGACUCAUCGAAAAACGCGAAUGAUUUCAUCGAUCAAAUCAUGCAUAUAGAUUGCGCCGACCGAUUGUUUGACGGGUUAGAUUUAAAUAUCGAUACGACUACAAGAUUAGAUUUAACUAUAGAUAAGCCUAUGAUAAUGGUGUAA